Dipodomys ordii (Ord's kangaroo rat) is the source of this 517-nucleotide messenger RNA. RefSeq names its product myeloma overexpressed 2 (gene Cops9). The record is from RefSeq and is a predicted model, not a curated record. Lineage: Eukaryota; Metazoa; Chordata; Mammalia; Rodentia; Heteromyidae. The transcript has 4 exons. The coding region runs from base 1 to 330 and encodes 109 amino acids. Gene Ontology annotation, biological process: negative regulation of protein neddylation.
AUGUCCAUCCGUGGGAGUUGUGAACGACCCCUCCCGUGUCUCCUCAUGAUCUACUUGCAGAUGAGGAAACUGAGGCAGCGGCAUCAAAAGGGCCAGAGUGUGAAGGCGACAGGCUCAGCCCACUCCGUCCCUUGCCAGGCCACUCAGCCAGACAGCAGCUGCUCUGGGGGCUGUGAUGCCAUGCCUAGAGGCUGCACCGGUGACUGUUCCAAGGCCAUGGCUGGGGGCAGCACCGGGCUCCUGAUGGACUUGGCGGCCAAUGAAAAGGCAGUGCACGCAGACUUCUUCAAUGAUUUUGAAGACCUCUUUGAUGACGAUGAUGUCCAGUGAGACUGUCUGCUGUGCCUUGGCCACGGCCCUGCGACACAUGGCGUGUGGGACUCAGGACAGGGUCAGGUGGAUUCAGAGACCUCUCGAGAAUGUUGGAAGAGCUGAUCAGCUGACCACUUGGACAGGCCAGUCAUGUCCCCCGGGACCAGCUUGUCCUUGUCUCAAUUAAAAGAAAGCAGUGCCAUCA